Molecule: messenger RNA, 8483 nt
Organism: Rhinopithecus roxellana (golden snub-nosed monkey)
Lineage: Eukaryota; Metazoa; Chordata; Mammalia; Primates; Cercopithecidae
Gene: SMCR8
Product: SMCR8-C9orf72 complex subunit
Exons: 2
Coding region: 668-3478 (936 amino acids)
Cellular component (GO): guanyl-nucleotide exchange factor complex
Molecular function (GO): GTPase activator activity
Source: RefSeq, a predicted model, not a curated record
GAUCUCCUGACCUCGCGAUCCGCCCGUCUCGGCCUCCCAAAGUGCUGGGAUUACAGGCUUGAGCCACCGCGCCCGGCCCCAAGGCUUUCUCUUUCUCAUGACUUUUUUUUCUCCUGCUCAGAAGUCUACGAGGAUGCUUCCGGGUCACGCGGCGCCGACACCGGGAAUCAUGUGACACCAAGAUGGCGGCGCCGCGGUAGCUGAAUCCGGGUUGUGGCGUCCUAGGAGUCGCGACGGUUUCUGCCCUCGGGCAGUGAGGGGCGGCAGCGCUUGGCUGACCCCUGCGGCGUCCCAUAGCCUCGCGUUAAGCCUGGUUCACAGCGGUAGCUGUUGCUUGUCGCGGUGGAUUCCAGGGAGUGCAGGUGACCCCGCUGCAGGUUUCUUGUGCUGGCCGCGCUCGCUGGAGGAAGAAGAGAAGGGCAUUUAGGCCUGCGGCCUUGGCGUUCAUGAGGCCUCCGAGAGCUCCGGAGGAGCUACAACUCUGAGGGGGCGGCUAGAGUUCGAGUCCUCAGGUGUGUGAGAAGCAGCCUAGGACCCCGGGUUCGGGGAGUCGCAAAGAAGGCGGUAAGGGCUCCGCUUCUUUCUCCGGAGGCCUGCCUUCUGCGCGUUGAUUAACCCCGUAUUCUUUCCCACUUCCUCUCAAUGUUUUCUUCAUACAUCUGGAAAUAUGAUCAGCGCCCCUGACGUAGUGGCCUUCACUAAAGAGGAAGAAUAUGAGGAAGAGCCUUACAAUGAGCCGGCCCUGCCUGAGGAGUACUCGGUGCCGCUCUUCCCCUUCGCCAACCAGGGUGCUAACCCCUGGUCAAAACUGUCUGGGGCCAAGUUUUCGAGGGACUUCAUUCUUAUUUCCGAGUUCUCUGAGCAGGUGGGACCCCAACCGUUACUGACCAUCCCCAAUGACACCAAAGUUUUUGGCACUUUUGAUCUCAAUUACUUCUCCCUGCGUAUCAUGUCGGUGGAUUACCAGGCUUCCUUCGUGGGCCAUCCUCCUGGAUCUGCCUACCCCAAGCUGAACUUCGUGGAGGACUCCAAGGUGGUGCUGGGAGAUUCCAAGGAGGGAGCCUUUGCAUACGUGCACCACCUUACCCUAUACGACCUGGAGGCCCGUGGCUUCGUGAGGCCGUUUUGCAUGGCUUAUAUCUCUGCAGACCAGCAUAAAAUCAUGCAGCAGUUCCAGGAGCUUUCAGCCGAAUUUUCCAGAGCUUCUGAGUGCUUGAAGACUGGCAACAGGAAGGCAUUUGCUGGGGAACUUGAAAAAAAGCUGAAAGAUUUGGAUUACACCAGGACAGUGCUGCACACAGAAACGGAGAUCCAGAAGAAAGCCAAGGACAAAGGCUUUUACUCAUCUCAGGCAAUUGAGAAAGCCAAUGAACUGGCCAGUGUGGAGAAGUCCAUCAUUGAACAUCAAGACCUGCUGAAGCAGAUCCGCUCAUACCCUCAUCGGAAGCUGAAGGGGUGUGAUUUGUGUCCUGGUGAGAUGGAGCACAUCCAGGAUCAGGCCAGCCAGGCAUCCACUACCUCUAACCCUGAUGAGUCUGCCGACACAGACCUUUACACCUGCAGACCAGCCUACACCCCAAAACUUAUAAAAGCAAAGUCCACCAAGUGUUUUGACAAGAAGUUGAAGACCUUAGAGGAGCUCUGUGACACUGAAUAUUUCUCCCAGACCCUGACUCAGCUCAGCCACAUUGAACACAUGUUCAGAGGAGACCUGUGUUACCUCCUCACCAGUCAGAUUGAUAGAGCACUUCUAAAACAACAGCACAUAACAAACUUUCUCUUUGAAGACUUUGUGGAGGUCGAUGACAGGAUGGUGGAGAAGCAAGAAAGCAUACCCUCUAAGCCCAGUCAAGACAGGCCGCCUUCCAGGUCUCUAGAAGAAUGCCCAAUUCCUAAAGUGUUAAUUAGUGUUGGUUCUUACAAGUCCAGUGUGGAGUCUGUGCUAAUCAAGAUGGAGCAGGAACUGGGAGAUGAGGAGUACAAGGAAGUGGAGGUGACGGAGUUGAGCAGUUUCGACCCCCAGGAAAACUUGGACUACCUGGAUAUGGAUAUGAAAGGGAGUAUCAGCAGUGGUGAAAGCAUUGAAGUUUUGGGCACAGAGAAAUCCACCUCUGUGCUUUCUAAGUCUGACAGCCAGGCCAGCCUCACGGUACCAUUGAGCCCCCAGGUAGUCCGGAGCAAAGCCGUCAGCCACAGGACCAUCAGCGAGGACAGUAUUGAAGUCCUCAGUACCUGCCCCUCUGAGGCCCUCAUCCCUGAUGACUUUAAGGCCAGCUACCCAAGUGCCAUUAAUGAAGAAGAAUCAUAUCCAGAUGGCAAUGAGGGAGCCAUCCACUUCCAGGCAAGCAUCAGUCCUCCGGAGCUGGGUGAGACGGAGGAGGGCAGCAGGGAAAACACCCCAUCACAAAUAGACUCCUGCUGUAUUGGGAAGGAGAGCGAUGGUCAGCUGGUGCUGCCCUCCAGUCCAGCCCACACACACUCUGAUGAGGAUGGAGUGGUGAGCAGCCCCCCACAGCGCCAUAGGCAGAAGGACCAGGGGUUCCGUGUAGACUUUUCAAUGGAAAAUGCCAGCCCUUCUUCCCGAGACGACAGCUGUGAAGGGUUUUCCGCUUAUGAGCUGGACCCAAGCCACCUGCUGGCUAGCCGGGACAUCAGUAAGACCAGCCUGGAUAACUACUCAGACACCACCAGCUAUGUGAGCAGUGUAGCCUCCACCAGCUCAGACAGGAUCCCUUCUGCUUAUCCUGCUGGCCUGUCUUCCGAUAGGCAUAAAAAGAGGGCUGGCCAGAACGCCUUAAAAUUCAUCCGCCAGUACCCCUUUGCCCACCCAGCCAUCUACUCCCUGCUCAGCGGGAGGACACUCGUGGUCCUGGGGGAAGAUGAGGCCAUAGUCAGGAAGCUCGUGACUGCACUGGCUAUCUUUGUCCCCAGCUAUGGCUGCUACGCUAAGCCCGUGAAACAUUGGGCCUCCUCCCCUUUGCACAUUAUGGAUUUUCAGAAGUGGAAGCUUAUUGGCUUGCAGAGAGUGGCCUCCCCUGCCGGUGCCGGUACCCUUCAUGCCCUGAGUCGCUACAGCCGCUACACGAGCAUCCUGGACCUUGACAACAAAACCCUGCGCUGCCCCCUUUACAGAGGCACCCUGGUGCCCCGCCUGGCGGACCACCGCACACAGAUCAAGCGGGGCAGCACCUACUACCUGCAUGUCCAGAGCAUGCUCACUCAGCUCUGCUCCAAGGCCUUCCUCUACACCUUCUGCCACCACCUGCACCUGCCUACGCACGACAAGGAGACAGAGGAGCUGCUAGCCAGCCGCCAGUCGAGCUUCCUGAAGCUGACCCUGGGUCUGGUGAAUGAGGAUGUCAGGGUGGUCCAGUACCUGGCUGAGCUGCUGAAGCUGCACUACAUGCAGGAAUCUGCAGGGACCAGCCACCCCAUGCUCAGGUUUGACUAUGUCCCCAGCUUUUUGUAUAAAAUCUGAGGUCGGUCCCAGCCACUGUGACCAAGACCUGUGACUCAGGGUAUGGGGAGGGGAGGGGUUGGCAUGACCAAACAGUUGCCUGAACUGGACUGUUUAGGUUUCUGGUGUCUGGCAGCAUGGUUCCCACGUGGCUCCUGGUAGUUUUCAAGUUGGACAUGGGCAGAAGUGGAGCCUGGGUCCCUCUAAAGGCGUCUGGAGGGAUGGUGACAGCUACAUUUGGCUCCCUGGUGAAGAGAGGCCCCUGGAUGUAGAGGGGGCCUUGGUUUUCUGAGGACUGGCAGCCAGGGCAGAAGGGAAGCCACCAGUCCCUUGGUGGGGCAGGGUGAGGGCAGGAAGGCCAAAACCUGAUGGGAGGAGCACACUGACCAUAUUCAGCAUUGCCAGACACUUGAGUGGCAAAAUGAGCGAGGGCGGCAGCCCGGUAACUGUUGUGGUUUGAUGGAAAACAGGAGAGCAGAACACCCAUCACCUCCUUCAGACCCAGAUGCAGACCUUUAUUUGCCUCCUGGAGCCUGCUGUCCCAGGGGAGGCCCUGGACCAGCCAGUGGGAGGGAGAAAGGCUGCCACCCUUUGGGUCGUGGGAAACAUGCAGCCUUGGCCUCAGGGCCACAGAGCGUGAGCAGCACCCUGUCCUCUGUCCUCACCACCUUUACCUGGGAGAGAAAUGCCUGUGAACGGGCCUUGGGACUCACCCCCUACGCUCUUUCACCAGGAACGAGCAGAGUGUUCCCUAGUCCCAGUGUGAAGCGGGCACAAGUGACCAAAGCCAAUGGUGAGGACCACCUUGGGGGCUGGAGAGCACAGCAGGCAGAGCAGGGCUGAGGUGCCAUGAGGCCAUCCCUGCCACGCAAGGGAGGAGCAGCCAGCAGCCCUCCUGGGUGGCCCACUGGUUCCUGCUGGCCAGAGUGCGUGAGCACUGACUGUCCUCGUGGGGAAGGUCUGCAGACCCGUGUGAACAUGGCAGAGGGCACACUCCAGCUCCCACCCACACAAACUUUGCAACCACUUCACUACCUCUCACUGGGUCUCGUGGGCAUUGGACAGCACGGUUCUGUUUAGUCAGCUGGUGCAGGUGGUCGGCCCAGCCGAUGAGAACUCAAAUGGCACGGAUUUCCUGGAUGAGCUACCACGUGACGCUCUUCAGGUUCUGCCUUUGGGAGGCUGUGUGCACCUCAGUCACCACAGCUCACGGCCGUCCCCAGUUGAGUCCCCCUUCUGAGGACAAGUUUGAGACUGGGAAGGAGACACCCCUGGUUCCGCCAGCACCUGUCCCACUGAUAGUGAUCCCCUGGCCUCCCCGAGCCUCCUUAGGCAACGGCCACUGGUUUGUAGACAGAGGGUUUCUUGCAGCCUUGAAAAUUUUAUUCCCUAAGUGGGGACAGCUCUGGGUAUUACUGCUUCUUUGAUUUGUUCCACAAAAAUUGUGCUGAAAUGGACCUGAAUCAGCCCUGGGUGUGCAUCUGUUGGCGCCUACUGCUGAGGCCCGGCCUGCCCAUCGGCCUGUAGUGCACACUUGAGGUCAUCACGGAGCCAGCCAGCUUCUCUUCUCAUCAAGGAGGCAGAGACCCCGGUGGAAGCCGAGAGUGACCAAAGAGGGCUUGCAUCACGUCACUCCAGUGGUUCCCUCUGGUGGAAGCCGAGAGUGACCAAAGAGGGCUUGCAUCACGUCACUCCAGGGGUUCCCUCCUUGUCCAAGUCCUCGUUGUAAGGGCAUGGCCCGUUGGCUCCAGCUGUUGGCUUCUGUUCAGGGUCCUUGCUCCCAUCAGAGGUGUUUGAUGUUGCUCCUGGGGCUGUGAUGGAGAACCUUUUGUGGCAGAUGGCGCUGCCUACAUCUCAUUGGUUCUCUGUACCUGUGCCCGUUGCACAUGUUCACAGACAGGAGAGUCGCCAGCAAUACCUUGGCAGCCUUUAAAUGUGAAACGUCUUGUUAUUUGCGCCGGAGGCAGAGGCUGUGCAGGGAGCCUGCUUCUCAUCAUGGGCUCCCUUAUCUGUACGGCUCCCCCUCCUCCUGUUCUAGAUGCUGAUUUGUUUUCUCACUGGCUGGCUAAUUGCUGUCUGCUUACGCCUCCAUGGCCAUAACUGUGCAACAUUUUAUCUGAGAAGGCAGGAAGGUCAGAAAGUGAUCAUUGGCCCCACCACUGUGGCAUUCCUGUCACCAACACAGAAAUUCACAGCUCAUACUCUUGCCUGGGAAACUUUGGGAAAGGCUCAUGAGUUUGGGGCAGAUCCUGAAUUGCAGCCACACUUGGCCUUCUAGAAGCUGAAGCUGUACACUCAAGUGGUCCUAAGUAGAAGUCCACUUGGGGUAUUUGCUGGCAUACACCCUCAAGGGUGGUUCAGAAGGCCCUGAGACCUAAGGCAAAAGGCUCCUGGGGCAUGAACAGAACAGACUGUCUCGGGGCAACCAUAGAAGUGGCAAGCAGGGCCAGUCUCCCUCAAGGUUGUUCUUCAUUAAGUAAAGAUGGCUUCAUGACUAGUGUUUGAGCUCCCAGAUUUAUAUUUGGGUUAAAAACUAACUUUUCAAUGUGGCAGUUUCAAAGGAUUACUUGAUGCAAAGUAUGUUUCCUUUCAAAGGGAUCUUGAAGUGGUACCAGGACUGAGUCAUAACUUGGGCAGAGGCAGUUAACACUGGGAAGCCCUGCCCCUGCCUAUGCCCCCUUCACUCUGGGGAACUGAAACCUACUAUGCAGUGGGACUAAUCUCAUCAAGAAUUUUCAGUUGAGGCCGGGCACGGUGGCUCACACCUGUAAUCCCAAUACUUUUGGGAGGCCAAGGCGGGCAGAUCACCUGAGGUCAGGAGUUCAAGACCAGCCUGGCUAACAUGGUAAAACCCCGUCUCUACUAAAAACACAAAAAAAGUUAGUCAAGUCUGGUGGUGCGUGCCUGUAAUCCCAGUUACUUGGGAGGUUGAGGCAGGAGAAUCACUUGAACCUGGGAGGCAGAGGUUGCACUGACCUGAGACUGUGCCACUGUACUCCAGCCUGGGCAACAAAAGCAAAAACUCCGUCUCAAAAAAAAAAAAAAAUUUUUUUUCGUUUGAGGUAUUCUUCCAGUAGAAGGUUAAUCAGUUUUUAAUGAAACCAUUAAAAAUAACACUUCCCAGAAAAUAGAUGACAUCAGUGCCCCUUGCUACUUCCUCAGUCCUCACUGUUGCUUUGAGAGCCCAGGUACUGAAACAGGUUGUCUUGAGUUUUGUGUCAAGCUUUUCCUCCAGUCCAUUAUCCCCCUCCCUCGUUUCUGAAGCAGUCUAGGUUAAACUAGCCACGCGGGUAGUUGUGGACUGGUCAUUUUCAAAAGCCCCACUUUAGAGAUCAGGCCACAGCUUUUUAUAUCGCACAGGACACAUCAGCCUGAGCUGCUGCCUCAUGCCUGUUUCCCCAGGAACCUCACUCCUUUGGUGGAACCUUGGGAUUUUAGAAAUUGUGGCUUUUCCAUACCUCAUUUACUCCAACAGUUGAAGUUACACACAUUGCUCCCGAAUUUGGAAAUAGACCGCAGUACCUUUCCUUUCAUUCCCCAUCUGGCCUUUACUUUCUUUGCUUCAGUGGUUGAAAACAGUUGCCAUAUUCAAAGUAUAGUAGAUUUCAACCUCACACAAACAAGUCCCAUUUCACAAUCCUAGGAAGGCCCACCAAUUUCAUUUCACGCACCAGGGCGGCUGCAGUUGGAGGCGGAGGGCAGCCCUCUGCUCACCGAAUGUCUUGCAUGCGCUGACUGCUGCCCGCGUGCUGAACAUGCCCCGCCGCCCAGGCCCAGCACUGCAUGUUGGGUCAGCGUCUAGUGCUGCUGUCACGUCUUUGUCUGCACAGCCAGUAGCAUUGUCUCAGCCAGGGGGUUUAUAAGAAGGUGUGCAAGGCUUUUGGGGGAACUGAGCCCCUAUAGUGGGCAAUCUCCUUUACCUUCCCACCUCCCUGAAAGCACAGAAGACAGUGCCUUGGUUUGUGCUUUGAAGUAAACCAGCCAGCUUUCUGGUUUUGCCCCAGUACUGUGAUGGAACAUAAUCAAACUGGAGAUGUGGUUUUAACACUGCAAAAAGGAAAAAGCAUCAAGUUUCUACUUCUGGCUGGAAAGCAAAACCAAUCUCAGCUGACAAGCCUGGGCAAACUAAGUUUUCCUGAGUCCAUUCUCCUUCGAGCCCUGACCUAACCUGGCCUUACCUCAUUAAGGUUUGGUUAAAGCAGUGGAAAGGAGGAGGCAGGAGUGGAUGGGGGUGUGGGGAGGGAUGAACACUGCAGCCGAUUCAUCUGUUGGUAGGGGCCCAGCUUCUUGGGAGUGCUUAUUCAGCUCAAGAGUGGAGGCUGUACAUAGCGAGCCCUGGAGAUGGCAGCUUGUCUCCAGCUGGGGAGGGUUCAGGCCCCUGAAUUGAAGACCACUUUGGUAGCAGAAAUGUAGGGACUAGUGAGUCACCCACAACUCACGGAUUCUGCAGCAGCUGCUCCACCCACUAUAAAGCAAAUGCCAACAGGCUAGACCCCAGAUUGCAGGGACUGCCACCUACAAGGUGGGACCACAGGCUGCCUCACCGGGAUUGUCUGCCACUAAAUAGCUGGAGUCACAGAUUGAGAUAAAUGCCACCUUCAAGGUUGCAGUGAAAAGCAUAGUCCUAUGUGAUGAAUUCAUAUGUGUUAUUUUUUAAAAAGCUAUUUUAUUACUGCAUGUUCCUGUCCCGUCUUGUGAAUGUGAGUCCCCGCCACCACAUGAGCUGCAGUUGUUGCAGUGGCUGGUGCAGGAGUGCGGCUGGCGCGUGUGUGAUAGCAUCUCAUAGGUGUUGCUACACAAGAGUUAACCAGAGUCAAUGCCAAACACAUAGUAUGAGAAGUGUACUUUUUAAGAAAUUAAUUUAUUUGAGUUCAAAUAUUUUUGAAAUAUGAAAAUUGGUUGUAUUUUUUAAAGCUAUAAUUCUUGUAGACAUUCUGUGGUUAAAAAUUUGAUUGUGCUUAUUAAAAAUGGUCAUCUAUGUUUUGCACUUCAGCUACGUGAAAAUAAAGUUUCUUUGGGAAGGUGA